AUAAACAAUAUGCCACCAUGCCACCACUUUUCCACCAAGACAACUACGAUCAGUGUAUGCUUUUGGACGAUGACGCUUUGUAUUGUUCAUUCACUUACAAAGUCAGAUCGAAAACCAAUGGUGAAAAUGGUAUGUGGAAGAUAAUCCAGGAAGUAAGUUCUGACAAGUACAACUACAGGCACGACCAUCUUCGACACUGGAUUUGUGUUCCAUCAACUUGCCCUGAAAUUAACUUCCAUGGCAAAAAUCACUCGGAAGUUCAGAAGGACGUUGAACAUUGUUAUAAUACGAAAUAUUCCCGAUACGGGCUAAGGGGCAGUAUAGAAAAUUUCAAAUGUGACAACAGAUCAUCAAAGUAUCCAAUGGAUUGGCUUGAUAUUGUUGUGGCCAUGAUUUUCACACUAAAUGUAGUGGUUGUUGUAUUUGGCACAUUCUACGAAGGAACAGCUCGGUUCAAAUCAGAAGAGGAGUAUCAAAAAUUGACUAGUAAAGGUUGGAGAAGAAUAGUAUCUGCCUUUUCUAUACCAAGGAACUGGCAUAGACUAAUAACCGUUAACAUCACACCAGAUAAUGAGAAACUGCGGUCUAUGCAAGGUAUUCGGUUUUACACGAGCCUUAUAGUUAUUCUUGCCCAUACCGUCCUGAGUGCAACGAUGGGACCAAUCGCUAAUACAAAAUACGUGGAGAUGAUUCCAGGAACGGCAGUAUCUGUACUAUUGUCAAACGGUUGCCUAAUAAUGUCCUUAUUUUUUUUCACGUCCGCUUUUUUUGUGAUGUAUGGACUUUUCUCGCAAUUUGAGAAGAGAGAAUUGAAGUUGAAAGAUCUAGUCGGAGCUGUCAUCAGUAGAUAUAUUAGGUAUGUAGUUCUUUUCAUCAAUAUCAAUUCAUAUAAUGAAAGUAUUUGUCUGCUUGUCCGUGCGUUGAAAUGCGCUAAUUUAAAAAACAGACUAAUCGAUUUUGGUGUGGUUUUCAGUAAUGCAUUCAUUUCAGUCGGUUGGUGAAUGGAAAAGUUGAGUCAAUACUACUAUGAGAAUAUCGUUGUUUAGGCUGAAACUCUUAUCAACUCUAUAUUUUCUUUGUUAAACAUUAUUAUUUUCAA
This is a messenger RNA of Leptinotarsa decemlineata (Colorado potato beetle), 1099 nucleotides long. RefSeq names its product nose resistant to fluoxetine protein 6. The record is from RefSeq and is a predicted model, not a curated record. Gene Ontology annotation, molecular function: acyltransferase activity, transferring groups other than amino-acyl groups. Lineage: Eukaryota; Metazoa; Arthropoda; Insecta; Coleoptera; Chrysomelidae.